Oppia nitens is the source of this 789-nucleotide messenger RNA. Its product is annotated as elongation of very long chain fatty acids protein 7-like. Lineage: Eukaryota; Metazoa; Arthropoda; Arachnida; Sarcoptiformes; Oppiidae. Bases 1 to 789 code for a protein of 262 amino acids. Gene Ontology annotation, molecular function: fatty acid elongase activity. The record is from RefSeq and is a predicted model, not a curated record. Gene Ontology annotation, cellular component: endoplasmic reticulum membrane. The transcript is spliced from 3 exons. Gene Ontology annotation, biological process: sphingolipid biosynthetic process; fatty acid elongation, polyunsaturated fatty acid; very long-chain fatty acid biosynthetic process.
AUGAUUGAUGAUGUGUUUAAUGCAACAAAUUAUUAUUUAUAUGACUAUUGGUUUGACAUUCAGGACCCGCGGACCAAACACUUGCCAUUUGUAAACUAUGGACCACUCGUUCCCAUUAUAUUUCUAUCACUUUAUUAUUAUGUAAUCCGUAUAUAUUUGCCGCGACAUAUGGCUAAUCGUGAACCGUAUAACUUAAAGAAACUAAUCAUAACUUAUGAUUUAUUUAUGUCAUUAACAAACUUGUAUUGGUUUUAUGAGUCCGUAAAAGUUAUAGAUUUUGGCCGAAAAUUUCUUGACUUUGAUUAUCCAACAGACAAGACAUCAACCAAUGAGACAAAAGAAUUUAUUUCUUUAGGUUAUCUCUAUUUGUUAUCUAAAUUCAUGGAUUGGUUCGAUAGUGUAUUUUUUGCACUCCGCAAAAAAUUUUCGCAUUUAUCACUAUUACAUGUCUAUCAUCACAUGUCGGUCCCAUUUUUUGGUUGGCUAAUAAUCAAAAUAUGCCCAUUUAUACCCGGAUUAUAUUUAUUUAUAAUAAUGAAUACAUUAAUACAUUUUCUAAUGUAUGGAUAUUAUUUUUUGUCUUCAUUUGGAGCGGGUAUUCAAAAGUAUUUGUGGUGGAAACGGUAUAUAACCCAAUUGCAACUAGGACAGUUUAUUAUAUUAGGCAUUUAUGGCAUUAUUUUAAUAAGUUUUCAAAAAGGUUAUCCUUAUUUCUGGAUAUUCAUAGGAUUACCGCAACCAUUGUUUUUCUUUUAUAUGACCCGCGGACCAAACACUUGCCAUUUGUAA